Coccinella septempunctata (seven-spotted ladybird) is the source of this 544-nucleotide messenger RNA. RefSeq lists its product as uncharacterized. The transcript is spliced from 5 exons. Bases 37 to 426 code for a protein of 129 amino acids. Lineage: Eukaryota; Metazoa; Arthropoda; Insecta; Coleoptera; Coccinellidae. Gene Ontology annotation, cellular component: membrane. Gene Ontology annotation, biological process: sensory perception of smell. The record is from RefSeq and is a predicted model, not a curated record. Gene Ontology annotation, molecular function: olfactory receptor activity; odorant binding.
UUUAACAAAGUCAAAGGAUUAGUUUGGUGUUUGGGAAUGUUGAACAAUUCUCUUGGAUAUUGUGGAAUAAUUGUGUAUCCCUUCAGCGCGGUGCUAGUGGCGAUAAUGGAGUAUACUUGGAUACGAACUGGACAAAUUUUUCACCUCAUAUUCCUGAUUCCUGUGAUCGGAAGUAAUAUUUUCCUAUGUUUAUCGGGACAAUCUUUCGAGAAUACGUACGAGUCUCUUGUCAAAACUGUAUUGGACUUACCUUGGUAUGAAAUGUCACCAGAAAUGAAAAGAAACUAUAGGAUACUUCUUGCACAGAUACAGGUUCCUCUCCGUUACAAAGGCGAGCCAUUGUUCGACUUCAAUGCACAAUUUUUAACCUAUUACCUAAAAGGAUCCUAUACUCUUUCGAACUUUUUUGUCAAUUUCAAGAAUUGAUAAAAAUGGAAUUAUGAAUUGAAUUGGAAAAUUGCAGAGGUUUUUUCCAAUCAGCACAUGUUAUCAAUUCUCUUUGAAAAUAUGGUAUGGUAUAGUCUUGAUUCAAUGUUAAUUAUAU